AGAGGUGCAAACGCGGGAGAAAGUUCCACCAUGGUUGCGUGAGAUCUACUUUGCCAGCUCCCGAACAAAUGGACAUCCCUAACCGAGGUCAGAAAAAAUGGUAUUGCUCUGCACAAUGUCGGAAGGGUAAGAAUGUUGAUGAGGACAGGGAGCUGAGGUACCUGGAGGCGGUCACCUGGCGAUGUCUCUUCAAUGAAUGCAUGAGGGAUGCAGAGAGAGAAGGCGAUGGAGAAGCUCUGAUGGGGUACUGGAGAAUCUACAUGCCGGAGCUCUAUAAGAGAGGCCAUGCAAUGUUCUUCCUUGUUGCGCAGCGACUUCUUGCGGGUAUAUCUGGUUGUUAUGAACCUCGCGUCAGGCAGGAAGUGAUUCACAAUAGGACCAUGAACUUUGAUGGCGGGGCAGGGAAGAACUUUUCUAUGGACCUCCAGAUCACGGGAUCUAGUAAGCGAAGCAAGGAGGCAGCCGCGUUAUUCAAGAAAAAACCCAAAGGAGAUGAAGAAGAUGAUGAGGAGGACACUGUGAAAGCAGCAGGAGAUCCCCUCACCAAGAAACGGAAGCUCGACAAAGAUCAUGGAACCGGUAAUGAUGGCGACACCAGUCUUCCCGUACCCAACCGAUACGCGCUCUUCAAAGGGGAUGUGGCAGAGUUCCAGAAGAAGUUCAGUGACGAUGAACUGUUCAAGGAAACUCGAGGACGUUGCAUCCCUUCCCUGAUGAGCAAGUCGUUUGAUCAAGACUUUACAAAACAUGAGAUGGUGGGUAUGAAGAAACACCUGUUGACAUUGAUUAAGGAGUAUGAUGAGGGGCCCGCAUCAGGGAAACGUUCAAUCAAAAAAGUUAAGCCCAGGAAGGAGGAUUUUGAGUCCAGAGAUUAUGAGGCUCUUUCCAGUGAUGAUGUAAAGGAGGAAAACCAAAGUGAAGAUGAAGAAGAAAAAAGUGAUGGUGAAAACAGUGAAGGUGAAAACAGUGAAGAGGAAGAUGAAGACGGAGAAGAUAAGUCCAGUAAUGAUGAGGAUGAGGAUGAAAAUGAGGAUGAUGAUGAUGAUGAUGAUGGUGAUGAUGAUGAUGAUGGUGAUGAUGAUGAUGGUGAUGAUGAUGAUAAUGAUGAUGACGAUGAACAAGAAGAAGAUGACGAUGAACAAGAAGAAGACAUGUCUAGUGAUGACUCAUAGUGGUACUAGCAAGAUAAAGAUAAAGAAGAUAGAUUUAGCCAUGACGAGGAUGACAUUUUACCAAUAAUAAAGAUGAUUAUGAUAAGGGGCAUGAUGAUGGGAAGGAGAAUGCUUCUACUGCUUUUUGGUGAAUGAUGGUUGUGAGAAUGAGGAUGAUUAUGAGGAGGAGGAGGAGUAAGAUGGUGAGUGAUAAUCUGUAGUGAUGAUGGGAUGAUGCAGUAGGAUAAAUAGUGGGAGGAUGAAUAUAAUAAUUUUAGUGAUGGUGAGGAAAGUGAAGAAUAAUCCAGAAUAUUCAGAUUUUUUUUUUUGUUGUUGUUGGUGCUAAAGCCAAAUUAAGCUCGUUUUAUCAUGUGCCGCGAUUUGAGAGUUUACGUAUUGCGUGCGUUAAAUGGCUGCAUGAUAGAGCAGCGGAUUUUUAAUCACUUUUUGGUACAGAUUUACCACGUAUUGCCACUAACACUUCCGCUGCAAGUGCAAUUUCUUAUUUUUGAUUGCAUACUGCGCUAAAAAUUCCUAAUUCUUAUUUUCAAAUGUUGGCAGGUAUAUGUGUUUAGUGAUAACUUGUGAAGAUAGAAAGAUGAAGAUAAACUACAUAAAUGGAAAAGUGGUGAUGAUGAUAAGGAAGAGGAGGAAGAUAAAGUCAUGUAAUGCUGACCACUAAGGGGUGUUUCUUAUAUCGGGUAAAGUUUGUCUGACCUAGCUGCAUUCCCUUCAUAUUCACAACUUUUGCUUGGAUUGAAACUAAUACUAAAAUAAUACACUGAUCUAACAGAGCUUUGAGUUGAUUUGUCAUGAUUUAUUGAUUCAAAACGUCUUUACAGUCGUAACAAAUAAAUUAGGAUUUUUUUCUUACAAGGACUUAGAUCAAAAAGAUACACUGUAGUAUGUACGUACAUAUCUUGCAAAUAAAUACAAUGACGAUAAACUUUCAACAUACCUCUGUAAUUUCGAAUUGAUUAAGAUUAUGGUAGAAAAUUAAAAUACAAUAUGAACAUCUUUGGAUGAAUUAUUAAUGGCUACGGGUAUUCUGUGAAAACUGUAAAUGUGAUUCAAGGUAUAAUUUUUAAGUAUUCGUUAUUAUUUUUAGUGAUUCAAAAGGUUAAAAAGGUAAAGGAAAAUUUGAUAUCCAAGCAUUAAAACAAAGUUUACUGGUAAAUCCUUUUUUCAUGAAGAAAAGAAGAGGUGUUUAACCACUCUAUCCUAUCUUUUGUUUAAGCUCGUCAUUUAUUUCAUAUAACCUGGAAUUGGUUCGAGAUUAAUUCUGUCAAUAAAUUAGAGUAUUCUUCUAUUUCAGUCUUGUAAGACUUUGGUCAGCAGUCGAAAUGUGUAAUGUAGCUGCAAAUUAAACGAAACAACUUUUCCAUUUAAAAACACUAUUCAUAUGUUGAUAACCUUAACAAUACUACAAGUAAUCAAAUACAUACUGCAGUGUGAAAGGGGAAAAACCAUAGAAUUUGUCCUUUGAUGUAAAUUUAAAGCAAACCUCUGCAUUGAGCAUAAUUCGUCGCUGUUUUCACGAAGUGACGGUAGCGAAAAAAAAUUGCAUUCACUUUGCGUUACAAUUUUCCUCACUACCGUCACUUCGUGAAAACAAGGACAAAUUAUGCUAUACAUUUUAGAUUCAUAUAUCUUGUUUUAAUGAUAUACAUGUAUGUAUAUCCAUAGUGUUUUAUACAGUCCAUAAUUUUUUUGGUAUCAGUUGUAAUCACUAGAAUUGGAUUUGAAGGGAAGUAUCCAAUCCUUGGAAUAUUCUGUAGUUGAAUUUUCCUCGGUUUGGUUUAUGUUUUGUCUUUAGAAAGUUUCUAAUAACCUUCAAAAGAAGGUGUACUUAUCAGUGAUCAAAAUGUGAAAUUUUAACAGAAUAUGUAAAUUUCUGCAUAAAAUAGACACUUUUACACAUUCCAUCAAGAUGAGUUAUCAACAAAUACACCAAUAUUGUUACUUUUCCAUUUCUUGUGAAAAUUAUGUUAAGAGCUAACUUGAGGCAAGAGCUCCAAUUUUUUGCAAAUUUUUGUCCAGUAGGGGACCAGGGGGGUGGGGGUGGGUGGUAGCACAGGGGGCCUGACUACCCCCCUUCCUUGCGGCAAAACCAAAUCUGUAAUACCUCUUUGCCCAAAUUUUCCUUAUAUAUGUAAACAUAUAUAUUUAUAUUAUACCUAGUCAUACAAACUUGUUGAUCUAUAAUGGGUGGAUUUGACUCAUUUAUGUUUUUUGAAAUAUUUGUGUAAAUAUUUGUAUAUUUGUAUAAUAAAACUUUGGUAUAAGUUCAUGAACCUAAA
This is a messenger RNA of Strongylocentrotus purpuratus (purple sea urchin), 3451 nucleotides long. Its product is annotated as glutamic acid-rich protein. NCBI's taxonomy places the organism in Eukaryota, Metazoa, Echinodermata, Echinoidea, Camarodonta, Strongylocentrotidae. Bases 69 to 1172 code for a protein of 367 amino acids. The transcript is spliced from 4 exons. The record is from RefSeq and is a predicted model, not a curated record.